AUGCAGCGAUAUUUGGUUUUGUUGGUUGGCGCAGUCGUUGGCGCGCCGGAUCUGGAGUUCGCAAGAGUUAGCCCUGGCCCGGACUCUUCGGCGCAAUUUCGCUCAGCAGUUUUGCCAAGGAUCUUCGGAGGGCAAGAAGUGAGGACACCGCUUGUUGUGGUAAGCGGUGAAAUUUACAGAGGAAUUACUCGAAAUUGAAGACGCAGAAUUUCACGAAACUUGGUACAAAUUGACAAUAACGCUUCCGAAAUCUGGUGCGGUAUUCUUAUCCCUCACUUUGCAGAAAAAAUUGGAUUUUUCACCGCGAAAUUUAGCAAAAACCAAACAGUUUUUUAUCACUGUUUGGCACACAAAAUGUUAGGUCUAUAUCUCUGCAAACUUAGGGCAAGGUACCUGCCAAAAAUCUUUUUUUUUUCAGAUAAAAUGGCGAAGGUAGGGCCGAAAAACAUGACUUUUUCGAACAGCUCUCUGAAUUUAAGUACUCUCCCGCUUGCAAAUCCCACCUAACAUCUUGUAAGCACCCGCUAAAAACGGGCUGAGAUCUUUUGUGAUUAAAUUUCAGACUGUGUACUGGAAGGCUACAAAAUUAUUAGAAAAAAGCCCCCCUCAAACUUCCCAUAUUCCACAUUUUCAGACCGGUCCAUACGGCGCGCGGCAAAAGUACUACAAGCCUCGCAACCGAACUGUCUCAAAUUCAAACCCAUCAGAACAACAGGCCGACUGCCCUACCUCUCCAUUCAUCACAUAUCUCAGCAAAUCUCAGCAAGAAGAACUGUUCAAAUUGGUGAGGAAUGCCAGAUCUCAGAAUGCCGAUGAGACCUCAGUAAAGUCAUUGAUGAUCGACUUUAUGCGUCAAACAUUGGAUUCGACAAAGUUUUCGCAAUUCGAAGCCGAGAACAGAGAGUUUGAAAAACAAGUCAUCGUCAGGCCAGUAGCUCCAGGAAGAGGCAAAAGGGCGACAGAUGUGAGGAGGAUCAUCAAAAGGAGACCAGAGAGACAUGUUGUUCGGGUAGGUCAUGUAAGAAGAAGGAAGUUUUGAACGGCUCGGAUUUCCUUUAAUUUUUAAUUUCUGAGAAAAAUAGCUUGCGCUUUGCCUGGGUUGUCUAACAAUUCAACAAUUUGUGUCAGCAAGAGAGUGUGCGUUAUGUGGGGAGCGGCCAGGAAAAGAGUCAUUUUCUUCUCAAAGAAAAGUUAUGGCCUCUAGAACUGUUCGAAUAUAUCAAAAUGGGUGGGGUUUCUUUCACCAAAAGCAUUACAGAAAGGAAGAUUGAAGUCUCCUCUAGAUCUUCCCCAACCUAGAAUUGUCAUCUCAUGGCAAAAAACAAGAUAAGAGCAAUUACAUUAUUCAUGGUGUAAGUGAUCUUAUCCGUAAAUUCUGUUCUUUCUCUGAAAUAAAAGGAACAUUUUUGGUGUGAAAUGAAAGAAGAACACCUCCUCUUACUAUGAUAACUUAUAGUAGCCAUUUUUCUGCCCACCUUCGUGGAUACCGCAAAAAAUGAAAAUUUCUUCGGAUGAGAAGAACUUGACACAUCAGGGAAAGACUUGGUGUCAACCUGCAAUUAUGACAUAGCUUAAGCCAACUAUGUCACCGAUUUUCGGGCUAAAAAUGUAUGUUAUACUUUUGUAGUGCGCAAGCUAAAAAUGUCGUAUGUCUCUUGGGAAAUGCCAACCUUAUUUUACACAAGAUUUAUUCAAUUUUGACCACAUCUACCUUCAACAUUAAAAAUCUUCUUUUUUCAGAAUCAACGAGAAGUCUAUGACAUUGAAGAAGGCGCCCGAAUUACAAAUGAAAUUCCACUUCAUCGAUUGCCAGUGGUAUAA
Molecule: messenger RNA, 1821 nt
Organism: Bursaphelenchus xylophilus (pine wood nematode)
Lineage: Eukaryota; Metazoa; Nematoda; Chromadorea; Rhabditida; Aphelenchoididae
Source: the annotation of a GenBank genome assembly